This is a messenger RNA of Vigna radiata var. radiata (mung bean), 1372 nucleotides long. RefSeq names its product mitochondrial import inner membrane translocase subunit TIM22-3. Gene Ontology annotation, biological process: protein targeting to chloroplast; protein insertion into mitochondrial inner membrane. The coding region runs from base 472 to 921 and encodes 149 amino acids. Gene Ontology annotation, cellular component: chloroplast envelope; TIM22 mitochondrial import inner membrane insertion complex. Lineage: Eukaryota; Viridiplantae; Streptophyta; Magnoliopsida; Fabales; Fabaceae. The record is from RefSeq and is a predicted model, not a curated record. The transcript has 6 exons. Gene Ontology annotation, molecular function: transmembrane protein transporter activity.
AGUUACGGAUUUAUAGUUCCCACAAGGAAAAAGAUUCUUUUAACACCUAAAAUGGUAAAAGUGUAAAAUAGGAAUAAAAAUAAAGGUAAAAAAUUUUGUAUUUAUAAAAAAAAAAAAGUAAAAGAUAAUUUAAAAAUUUGAUGGGUGUCAAGUCAAUAUUAUCGUUACCCUUCUCAGAAUAGCAAAGCUACUACACUGGACAAAGGCAGUCUUGCACAGAAAUUGCAUAUUUAUUGAAGCAAUCGAUUUCAGAAGUUUGGUUGCUAUUAAAAUAAUUUGAUUAUCGUUAAUAACAAUGAGAAUUACAUUACGUCAAUAAUGAGAGAAGAACCUCAAUUAAUCCUUGUGUUCCUAAAUAUUUUUAAUUUUGUGGGUAAGAUGGGUCUCGCUUAACUUACAAUAACGAAUCAAAGCAUUGAUCAGUUGAUUGAAUAAAUUGAAGUGAAGAGCAGAGGAUCAUCUCAGAAAGUGAUGGCAUCCAAUGCAACAGUUAAUUCAGAAAGUGAUGUGAACUCUGCUCCGUCUCCCACCGUUUGCCUUCUUCUCUCCGCCGCUAACUCUGCGUGUUCUGCUUUCGCUGGCUCUCUUUUCGGCUACGGUGCUGGAUUGAUCAAGAAGAAAGGCUUUAAAGGAUCCUUUAUUGAAGCAGGGUCUAAUGCUAAGACAUUUGCAAUUUUAUCUGGAGUUGAUAGUUUGGCUGUCUGCAUCUUCGGAAGGCUUCGAGGAAAGGAUGAUGCCAUUAAUGCGGGGCUAGCUGGAUGUUGUGCUGGUCUUGCUACAAGUUUUCCUGAUACACCCCUAUCACUUCUACAGAACUGCCUUACUUUGGGGGUUCUUUCUUUUAUCGUUGAAGGGUUAACCAAGCAGGGAUCAGCACUUGCAUACCCCAAGUCCAAGAAAACUGUACACAACAAAGCAUGAUUCCUACAUCUCAUAAAGGAGUUUUAAAGUGAAAAGGAUGCGUCAAGAGUAGCAAGUUGUAGAAACUACAUGUCUCCUUCGAUGAAAGUAAUCAUGUUCUAAUUGGGUAGAACAAGCAUUAACGGCAAAACUAAACCAUUUAAUACAACUUCAUGUCUAGAAUAACUUAAAAUCACUGAUUUAGUGUUACAAUAAUCUCAUAUCAGUAGACUCACACUCAAGAAAUCAUCCUAUAUCAGAAAGGUAUAUUACAAGCUGCUAAUAUAAAACUAACUGUUUCCUAUUUUUACUAGUAAAUUUCAUGGUAAACCUGUAGUGAUAAACAGGUUAUAACAUGGUUCUGGUUCUGUCAUAUUACUUAACAAUGACACCUAAUCACAACUGCAGAAAAACACAAAAUUCUGUCGUACAACGAUUUAUCAAUAUUACAAGUAUUUUUACCACAAGAUUA